GGCCACAUCGAUAGGGCUGUUAGUCUGUCACACAGGCCUUAUCUCUCUAUCCCCUUUGGUGCUGAACGUAGUACAGCGUUUCUUGCCCCGGCGUACUUUCAAAUGGGUGUUCCCUCCAUUUUCUCUCUUUCUCUCUCUGUGCCUCUCCAUCAGCCCCAGGUCACUCUAUCAUUGGGUACGUUUACGUUAGCAUCGUGGCGAUCAACCUAUUUCUACUGCCACAGACUAGGCUGGAUUACCUUGGUGCAGGGUAUGCACAAACGUUGCUGAAAGUUUAAGGACAGACGAAGCAAGCACUGACACACUCCAAUGGAGAACGAUCUGUCUUUUGGAGAGGAUGUCAUGUCCUAUGAGGAGGAGAUUGACUCUGCUUUCCCAUCUCCGAUCAGACCGACCCCACCGGGCCACAGUGGCAACUAUGACCUGGAGCAGAGCAGGCAGGAAGAGGACAGCGACCAGGCCAUCCAGAGCAUCGUCAUUCACACCGACCCAGAGGCCUAUCUGAACCUGAACACCAACGCCAACACCAGAGGGGAUGCUCAGGCCUAUGUGGAGCUGAAUGAGCUCAUGGGCAACAGCUGGCAGGAGACUGGCCGCUGGGUGGGCUAUGAGGAGAAUUUGAACCCAGCAACGGGCAAGUGGGGCCCCUCCCACGUCUCCUACCUCACCUUCAAGAGUCUGAUCCAGCUUCGCAAGAUCAUGAGCACAGGUGCGAUCAUUCUGGACCUGCAGGCCAGCAGUCUGUCUGCUGUGGCUGAGAAGGUGGUGGAUGAAUUGCGGAGCAAGGGUGAGAUCCGUGCCACUGAUAGAGAUGGCCUGCUGAGGGCUCUACUGCAGAGACGCAGUCAGUCUGAGGGAGCUGGAGCUCGACCCCUGGGAGGAGACAUCGAGAUGCAGACAUUCUCUGUCACCAAGCAGAGAGAUACAACUGAUAGCGUGGAAGCAUCCAUUGUCCUCUCAGGGGUGAUGGACUCCCUGGAGAAGCCUGCUGUGGCCUUCGUCAGGCUGGGGGACUCUGUGGUGAUAGAGGGGGCCCUGGAGGCCCCUGUGCCGGUGCGCUUCGUCUUUGUGCUGGUGGGCCCCAGCCAGGGAGGAGUGGAUUACCAUGAGAGUGGCCGUGCCAUGGCUGCCCUUAUGGCUGACUGGGUCUUUAGUCUGGAGGCUUACCUAGCCCAGACUAACAAGGAAUUGACCAAUGCCAUCGCUGAUUUCAUGGACUGCAGCAUCGUCAUCCCGCCCACUGAGAUCCAGGACGAGGGCAUGCUCCAGCCAAUCAUUGACUUCCAGAAGAAGAUGCUGAAGGACAGACUCCGCCCCUCUGACACCCGAAUCAUAUUUGGUGGUGGGGCCAAAGCUGAUGAGGCCGAUGAGGAGCCAAGAGAAGACCCGCUGGCCCGGACAGGCAUUCCCUUCGGCGGGAUGAUAAAGGACAUGAAGCGGCGGUACCGCCAUUACAUCAGUGACUUCACAGACGCCCUCAACCCCCAGGUCCUGGCUGCUGUCAUCUUCAUCUACUUCGCUGCCCUGUCCCCUGCCAUCACCUUCGGAGGCCUGCUGGCCGAUAAGACGGAGCACAUGAUGGGCGUGUCUGAGCUGAUGAUCUCCACCUGCGUCCAGGGCAUCAUCUUCGCCUUCAUCGCAGCCCAGCCUACACUGGUCAUCGGCUUCUCUGGACCACUGCUGGUGUUUGAGGAGGCCUUCUUUGCGUUCUGCAAGUCCCAGGAGAUUGAGUACAUUGUGGGCCGUAUCUGGGUAGGCCUGUGGCUGGUGAUCAUCGUGGUGGUUAUCGUGGCCGUGGAGGGCAGCUUCCUGGUCAAAUUCAUCUCCCGCUUCACGCAGGAGAUCUUCUCCAUCCUCAUCUCCCUCAUCUUCAUCUACGAGACCUUCAGCAAGCUCGGCAAGAUCUUCAAAGCUCACCCUCUGGUUCUGAACUAUGAGCACUUGAACGACACCCUGGACAACCCUUUCCACCCGGUGGUCAAGGAGGAAGUAAAGCAUCUUGAUGAUGGCAACAUUACAGUGCAAGAGAUCUUAAUUGAGAGGGCCUACCCCAACACCGCCCUGCUUUCCAUGUGUCUUAUGUUCGGGUGUUUCUUCAUCGCAUACUUCCUCCGUCAGUUCAAAAAUGGCCACUUCCUCCCUGGACCGAUUCGUCGGAUGAUUGGAGAUUUUGGUGUUCCCAUCGCCAUUUUCUUCAUGAUCGCUGUGGAUAUCACCAUUGAGGAUGCCUACACUCAGAAACUUGUGGUGCCCAAGGGUCUUAUGGUGUCCAACCCCGAUGCCAGAGGCUGGUUCAUCAACCCCCUGGGAGAGAAGAAGCCUUUCCCCGCCUGGAUGAUGGGGGCGUGUUGCGUGCCAGCCCUGCUGGUCUUCAUCCUCAUCUUCCUCGAGUCCCAGAUCACUACGCUGAUUGUGAGCAAACCAGAAAGGAAGAUGGUGAAGGGCUCUGGUUUCCAUCUGGACCUGCUCAUCCUUGUCACCAUGGGUGGCAUCGCCUCCCUGUUUGGGGUGCCCUGGCUGAGUGCCGCCACAGUGCGUUCUGUCACCCAUGCCAACGCCCUCACUGUCAUGAGCAAGGGACCCAAGCCUGAGAUCGAGAAGGUGCUGGAGCAAAGGAUCAGCGGCAUGCUUGUGGCCGCCAUGGUCGGUGUGUCUAUUCUCUUGGAGCCUAUCCUGAAGAUGAUUCCCAUGACGGCUCUGUUUGGAAUCUUCCUCUACAUGGGUAUAACCUCACUCAGUGGGAUCCAGAUGUGGGACCGAAUGCUUCUGCUUAUUGUACCCAGGAAAUACUAUCCUGCUGACGCCUACGCACAAAGGGUAACUACUAUGAAGAUGCACUUGUUCACUCUGAUCCAGUUGGUGUGUUUGGGAGCUCUCUGGAUGGUGAAGAUGAGUGCCUUCUCCCUGGCUCUGCCCUUUGUCCUCAUCCUCACCAUCCCCCUGCGCAUGGCCAUCACUGGAACACUCUUCACUGACAAGGAAAUGAAAUGUCUGGAUGCCUCUGACGGCAAGGUGAAGUUCGAAGAGGAGCCAGGAGAGGAUAUGUACAACGAGUCCCCGUUGCCAUGAACACAACCUUUCACUUCUCAACUCACUGCGAGGACCCAGUGAACUCAAACAAUGCUUUAAUAGGGACCGGUGUCUAACACAUUUAUUAGUAUAUGCCAUCAAAAAAUAUUCUUUAGGAAAAUGUAUUUUAGCCAACUGUCCUGAAACCUCAUUGCAAUUGGGUAUGUUUGUGUGCCAAGCUAAAAUGAAGGUCUCGGGUAAGCAUUCAAACCUUUUUAAUGACAGGUAGCCUAAUAUUCUACACUAUUAAUAUGACAAUUAACAUUUAUCUCUCACAUACCCAAAUAAUGCCAAAAAUAUAAUCCCAUCAGUAUUAGGCAGAUAAAUAGAUAAAUGCAAUAUUAUAAGUCACACGAAAAUGCUUUUCUAUGGGACUGUUAUUUUAGCCUUGGUUCUAUAGCCUAUUUUAUACCCUAGUUACAUUACUCUCCUUUGUUACAGUUUGGUUUUAUGCUUCAUUGUGAUUAAUUGUGUGCUUAUUGAAUGAAAGUAUUUUGUAGAUUACCUUUUGUUCUUGCUGUUUUGUUUAGUUGCAAGCUAAAGUGUGAGUAUGGAGUUAAAAUCAUCUUAGUUCUAUUUUUGGGUGUCAAGUGGUGUCACUCAUUCAGUUCUUAUACCUAAAUACAUAUUUACUUCAGGAUGUAAUGCUUUCGGGAUGGCAAAGGUGAGAGGGAUACAUAUAGGAAAAUUAUUGAUUAAUCACUGAAUGAAUUGUAACAAUAUAAUGAUGAUGUGGGAGAGAAAUGUGUAAAUAUGACAAAUGAAUCACAGCAAUAAGAUCUGACUAUAGGCCUAUUGCACUAUUUUUUCAUUGAUCAGGGACAGGUGUAAAAGGACAGCUGUAUAUUUGGUUUAUUGUAUGUGGAUGUGUGUUUGAAUCACUGUACAACUGCUGUUUUGAUUUUCACCCAACCAAUUAAAGACAUUUUAAACCCUUUAA
Salmo salar (Atlantic salmon) is the source of this 4009-nucleotide messenger RNA. RefSeq names its product band 3 anion exchange protein. Gene Ontology annotation, cellular component: plasma membrane; basolateral plasma membrane. The record is from RefSeq and is a predicted model, not a curated record. NCBI's taxonomy places the organism in Eukaryota, Metazoa, Chordata, Actinopteri, Salmoniformes, Salmonidae. Gene Ontology annotation, molecular function: bicarbonate transmembrane transporter activity; solute:inorganic anion antiporter activity; monoatomic anion transmembrane transporter activity. Gene Ontology annotation, biological process: regulation of intracellular pH; bicarbonate transport; monoatomic anion transport.